Fraxinus pennsylvanica is the source of this 1494-nucleotide messenger RNA. The record is from the annotation of a GenBank genome assembly. NCBI's taxonomy places the organism in Eukaryota, Viridiplantae, Streptophyta, Magnoliopsida, Lamiales, Oleaceae.
AUGAGGAAAGACGGAACGCCGGCCGCCGUCUCCGGCAGCCCAGUCGGAAAAAUGUUCCUCUGCUUUGAGACCAAGCCAGUGGUGGCAACGUUACUGGCUCUUACUCUUGUAAUGGUCAUCUGGAACCUCCAGCCGUACUACGAAAACCUCAUCUCCACCACUAAUCGGUGCUCAGUCACCACCUCCGGCGCCUCUGAGUCAUUGCCGAUAAGGCCUGGAAGUGUCGGUUUCGGUGGUAGUGUGAAGGCGCUGGCGGAGAAGAAGGUGAAACCCAGUCCGCCAGCUGACCCCAACAAGCGUACUUUCCAUGCAUAUGGCAUCGCCGCCGCGCUUUUUGUCCAAAUGAGUGCCUACCGCGGCGGCCCACGGACAUUUGCGGUGAUGGGUCUGGCUUCGAAACCUAUUCAUGUAUUUGGCAAACCAUGGUACAAGUGUGAGUGGAUCCCCAACAACGGGAACUCAUCGAUUAUGGCUGAGUCCUACAAAAUGCUCCCUGACUGGGGCUACGGCCGCGUGUACACCGUGGUGGUGGUGAAUUGCACGUUUACUUCAAACCCUAACGCAGAUAAUAGCGGUGGCAAGCUGGUGCUCUACGCCUACUACGGCGAAUCUCCUCUAAAGUACGAGAAAUUCAUCGCAAUGGAGGAGGCACCAGGCUCUUACAACGAGUCCCAAUAUAGCCCACCAUAUAAAUACGAGUACUUAUACUGCGGUUCUUCUUUGUAUGGGAACUUGAAUGCUGCUAGAAUGAGGGAAUGGAUGGCCUAUCACGCUUGGUUCUUCGGGCCCAGCUCGCAUUUUGUGUUCCACGACGCCGGCGGAGUGUCCGCCGAGGUUAGGUCGGUGCUGGAGCCGUGGAUAAGAGCUGGGAGGGUGACUUUGCAGGAUAUCAGAGCUCAAGCUGAGUACGAUGGUUACUAUUACAACCAGUUCUUGGUGGUGAAUGACUGCCUCCACCGCCAUCGAUUUGCUGCAAAUUGGACCUUCUUUUUCGACGUUGAUGAGUACAUUUAUCUUCCUAAUGGGAACACUCUGCAAUCAGUGCUUCAAGAAUUCUCCAAUGUCACUCAAUUCACCAUUGAGCAAAACGCCAUGUCCAGUAACAUGUGCUUGAAUGAUUCCACACAGGACUAUUCCAGGCAAUGGGGUUUCGAGAAGCUGCUAUUCCGGGACUCGAGGACAAGGAUAAGACGAGAUCGCAAAUACGCGAUACAAGCAAGGAAUGCCUAUUCGACUGGCGUGCACAUGUCCGAGAACGUAACAGGUGAUACAUUGCACAAGACCGAAACGAAAAUUCGGUAUUACCACUACCACGACACGAUCACCGUGCACGAAGAGAUUUGCCGCAAGCUCCUGCCUAUGUUCACAAAAAAAACCUCGACAUGGCUCGAUAAAAUCCCCUAUGUCUACGACGACAACAUGAAAAAACUGGCCCCUACCAUCAAGGAAUUCGAGCAAAACACCAUUGGAUCCCAAAACUACCUGCAUUCGUAA